Molecule: messenger RNA, 10832 nt
Organism: Poecile atricapillus (Black-capped chickadee)
Lineage: Eukaryota; Metazoa; Chordata; Aves; Passeriformes; Paridae
Gene: ACVR2B
Product: activin A receptor type 2B
Exons: 11
Coding region: 381-1919 (512 amino acids)
Biological process (GO): protein phosphorylation; cellular response to growth factor stimulus; activin receptor signaling pathway
Cellular component (GO): activin receptor complex; plasma membrane
Molecular function (GO): activin receptor activity; ATP binding; activin binding
Source: RefSeq, a predicted model, not a curated record
GAGUCGGUGUGUGGUGCACGCCGCGCUCCCAGCACAAAAGCCCAGGGAAAGAAACUCUUGGAAAGCUGGGAGCGAACGGUGCGGCCGGGCAGGAGCAGGUCGAACCGUCCGGGUCCGUUCGUCUCCACUGGAUAAAUUUUGCAACUGCGAAGGAAUUAAAUCCGAUUUUCUUCUUGUUGUUGUUUUUUUUUUUUCUUUCUUUCUUUUUCCCACCCCCUACCCCCAGGAUUUUUUUCUUCUUUUUUUCUUUUUGAGAGCGAGAGGGAAGGGAGAGCCGCGCUUCUCCCCCCCUCUUUUCACACGCUCGAUCUUUUUAUUUUUAUUUUUGUUUCCCUUGGGGUAGAGGUGCACACGAGGAAAAAAAAAAAAAAUAAAGGACUAUGUUUGCUUCGUGGCUGACUUUCGCCGUGCUCUGGGGAACUUUCUGUGCAGGACCAGGCCAUGGGGAGGCUGAGACAAGGGAGUGCAUCUACUACAAUGCCAACUGGGAGCUGGAGAAGACCAACCAGAGCGGCGUGGAGCGCUGCGAGGGGGAGAAGGACAAGCGGCUGCACUGCUAUGCCUCCUGGAGAAACAACUCGGGCUCCAUCGAGCUGGUGAAGAAAGGCUGCUGGUUAGAUGACUUCAACUGCUAUGACAGGCAGGAGUGUGUAGCCACAGAAGAAAACCCUCAGGUGUUUUUCUGCUGCUGCGAGGGCAACUAUUGCAAUGAGAAAUUCACCCAUUUGCCUGAAGUCACCGGCCCAGAAGUCAUAUACGAGCCUCCGCCGCCAACGCCCUCCCUGCUCAACAUCCUGGUGUACUCCCUGCUGCCCAUUGCUGUGCUGUCCAUGGCCAUCCUGCUGGCCUUCUGGAUGUACCGGCACCGCAAGCCUCCCUACGGCCACGUGGACAUCAUUGAGGAUCCUGGCCCACCACCCCCUUCUCCCCUGGUUGGUCUAAAGCCCCUGCAGCUCUUGGAGAUCAAGGCAAGGGGACGCUUUGGCUGUGUGUGGAAGGCUCAGCUGAUGAACGACUAUGUAGCAGUGAAAAUCUUCCCUAUUCAGGAUAAGCAAUCUUGGCAGAGUGAGAGGGAGAUUUUCAACACUCCUGGCAUGAAGCAUGAAAACCUUUUGCAAUUUAUCGCAGCAGAGAAAAGGGGGACAAACCUGGAGACAGAGCUCUGGCUGAUCACAGCUUUCCAUGACAAGGGUUCUCUGACAGAUUACCUGAAGGGCAACAUUAUCAGCUGGAAUGAGCUCUGCCAUGUUGCAGAAACAAUGGCCCGUGGCUUGUCCUACCUUCAUGAAGAUGUCCCCUGGUGCAAAGGUGAAGGACACAAACCUGCCAUAGCACACAGGGACUUCAAGAGUAAAAAUGUCUUGCUCAAGAACGACUUGACAGCUGUACUAGCUGAUUUUGGACUGGCCGUACGGUUUGAACCUGGAAAACCUCCAGGGGACACUCAUGGACAGGUGGGAACAAGGAGGUACAUGGCUCCCGAAGUGUUGGAGGGAGCCAUCAACUUCCAACGAGACGCCUUCCUGAGGAUAGACAUGUAUGCCAUGGGACUGGUGUUGUGGGAGCUAGUCUCCAGAUGUAGAGCAGUUGAUGGUCCGGUGGAUGAAUACAUGCUGCCUUUUGAAGAAGAAAUAGGUCAGCACCCAUCCCUUGAGGACCUGCAAGAAGUGGUGGUUCACAAGAAGAUGCGCCCUGUGUUCAAGGAUCACUGGCUAAAACAUCCCGGCCUGGCGCAGCUCUGCGUGACCAUCGAAGAGUGCUGGGACCACGACGCGGAGGCGCGGCUCUCGGCGGGCUGCGUCGAGGAGCGCAUCGCGCAGAUCCGCAAAUCCGUCAACGGCACUACCUCGGACUGCCUCGUCUCCAUCGUGACGUCCGUCACCAACGUGGACUUGCCACCCAAAGAGUCUAGUAUCUGAGUCCUGGGUCCUGGUUCACUUUUGUCUUUCCAGACUCAGCGGAUUUAAAACAAACAAAAAAAACAACAAGGAAAAGAGUUAAAAAAAAAAAAAAAAAAAAGUACAAAAAAAACAAAAUCACAAAAAUUCAACAAACCCAUGAAUGCAGCUGCUAUUUUAUCUUGACUUUUUAUUAUUAUUGUUAUUAUUAUUAUUAUUAUUUUUUUGGAUUGGAUCAAUUUUACCAGCACAUUGCUCUACUGUAUUAAAAAAAAUGGACAUUUCAGCAAGCAUUCAGGUGCCGACUAAUGAAUGCAGAAAAGGUGCAGGUACCUCAGAACCUCAACAAACUCACUUCAGUUGUUUUUAUUUUAUUCAGUUUUCUGGGUUUCUCUUUAUCAGUCUGUCUUCUGAGCGGAGCAUCUGUGACAUAAAGCUUACAUGACAUAAAGGAAAACCACCUACCACCUUCGAAAACGCAAUGCUGCAAACUGUGGAGGAAACUUAAGACUGUUAUGUAAAGAAUACACCUUCCUCAAAAGCAUUUUUUCCCCAUUUUGGUUUUGGGUUCAGUUUCUUUUUUAUUUUUUUAAAUUUUUUUUUGGAAGUGAGCUUCAGAAAAAAACAGCAGAUGUGUCUUUUACGGAUCUAACGGGUGUCAUUGUAACAUGGGAAAAAAAAAAAGUAACUGGGCAGCGAAUGUUAAUUCUUGAUGGUAUAAUUGAAGGGGGGAACGUAGAAUAGGGGUGGGGAGAGUGACGUUGGACUUGGCAGCAUUUGGGGAAACAUCAUUUGCUAUGGAGCUACUUCUCAGGUAACCUUUAGAGGAGGGGAAGGACAUUUCUGGGCAGAGUAUUUACGGCUGCAGCGUAUGGAGAAAGCGGAGUUAAAGAGGCAGUGGUUGGAAGACAGGCACUUGUUUCUUCCUCCAGAGUCUGGGUUUGGGUAGUAAAAGAACAAAGCCGGACUAUAACUUUUAUUUUUCUAUUCCAGGUAGUAGUAGGAAGGAUGCUUUUAAGCAAUGUCAUCGGGACAGUUGGGGAAGUGUAAUUUCAGAAGCACUUUGGUAAAAUACUGGAAGAUGAGAAAAUUUUUGCAUCUCGUUUUAAGUGUGAGUCAGUUGAGAAAAAUUUGCCUUAGGUUGAUUAUCUCUCAGCCCAAGCUAAUGGUGCAGAUGGUGGAAAGAGGAAAAGGGUGAAAACUGGUUAUAUCAUUUUUUUUUUCUUUAUUAAUUUGGGACUGGGGGAGUGAAUGGUGGCAGCUGGCUCCUGUGGCAUCUGAGGAGCCUGGGAGCUGCCUGGCUGCAGGGAGCUGAGGCAGCUCAGCAGCAUCAGUGAUUCCCACAGCAGCUCUCCCACUGAUUUCUUUGACGCUGCUUUCUCCUUACUCUGUGAUGAAACUCUUUUGUCUUAAAGUGGUGCAUAUUCAAAAAUACCGUUACUCUUAUUAUGCCAUAAACUCGCUCUAGUCAGUGAAUGUUCCUAAUGCUGCUGAUUCAACAUUGAAAUAUUUUUUUAAUUUGCAAAACAUGCAAUGUUUAAAAAAAUAAAAAACUUAAAAAAAAAAAAAACAACAACCAAACACAAAACAUACACACACACGUUACGUGGCUUCCGAGGUUUAAACUGAAAAAAAAAUUAAAAACUUCAUGACCACAGACCACCUCAAACCAGAAAUACCUCAGAAUUUUCUACUUGUAUGAGUUUUAUUAUAUAUUUUGUUAGUUGUGUUGUCUUGUAGUAAGUAUAUUUUAAUGUAAGUUGGCUUUUAUGACAAGGGAGUUUUAAAAAAAGAAAAAAAAGAAAAAAAGUUCCAAAAUCUUUUAGGAAGUGCUACCAUUUUUUUGUUGUUUUGUUUAAUAAAGCACCAUUGUAAAUAACUGUAUACAGUUGUAGAAUAACUGCCUAUAUAAGGUACCUGGGCAUUAUUCACUCUUAUUUGUGAAGGCUGUUUCCAUUCUGUGUUUUUUGUUGGUUCUUUUUUUUUCUUUUUUUUUUUUUUUUUUUUGGGUCUGUUUUAGUGAAAGGACAGUACAUCUUUUUUUUUUCUUCUUCUUGUUUUAUUUUAAUUCUUUUUUACUUUUUUUUUUAUUUUUUACUUUGAAUAUAACAUGAAUUCUGUGUCUUGCUAGACUGACAAAGUUAUGUCCAUUGGAUGGCCAGAUCUUCUAAAUUUUUCUUUGUGUUAAGCCAAAAUGCAGUCCUAAACUAAUCACCCUGUAAUGGAAAUGUAGAAAGUCUAUAUUAUAUAUAAAUUAAUUGGACUUCUCUCCACUGCCAAAUUUUCAGUGUGCACCCUUGCACAGAUACAAUUUAUUAAGCAAAUGAAACUGCUAAUUGGAGAAAAUAUUAAAAAAAAAUUGAAAUAUAUUUCUUGAAAAGUAUAGCUUUAAAACCUAGAGGUCACAAAAGAGGACAUGGUCCUUUAUCUUGAAGAGACAUUAAGAGAAUUGCCUUAAUUUGUCUAACUGAAUAAAGUCUUAACCUAUUCUUUCAAGUUACUGAAUGUAUAUUGCAUAUUAGUGUGUACACACAUGUAACUGUGUUUCCGUGUGUAGGUUUGAAAGUUUCUGUUUCUUGAUGUGCUUCUGUUGAGAAAAUCUUGACAAAACCAGACAGAACGAUACCAUUUUGACCCAGCCGGUGUCCCCGGUGGCCGUUGGCACCUUUGGGCCUGAUGCUGCAACAUACCUAUGCUUAGCAUUGAGGGUGUAGGUAGCUCUUCUGGUGUCAUGACAUUAGGCACUCACUUAAUGUUAAGUGUGGUUGUAAAUGUUUGCAGGAUCAGUAUUUUUCAUGUUUAAUACAUUUCUGCACUGAGAUUUAUAUGAAAAUGUGACUAUGUUUUAGAAGUGAAGUGAUGUAAGGGUUGGGGUGGAGCGUAGAGCAGUUAAGACUGAGUGAAUACUUGUUUCGAGGUGGGCUUGCUCCCUUUUCCCUGGGAAUGGGAGCCAGUUCCUAUUGCUGCAGAAAGAAAAAAAGCUGUACUGUCUUUUAACUGUUAAUAUCUGUUUGCUCUUCUGGAUUUUUUCCUUCAGCAUUACGUAUUAUAGCUAAAACAGGCUCAUUACAGCAGUUGCUUUUUUAUCCUGAUUUCUUUAAGAAGCUUUAAAGUAUUUAUUGAAAGUGCCAUAUUAUUUUAAUAGCCUAUUAAACAGUGUCUGAAAUCUUCUCUUUUGAGAAAGCAUAAACACAAAUUCUCACAUGUAGCUUAUCUUACUGCGGGGAACUGCAUGACCGUACAAACCUUGACCGAAUGUUGAUUGUAAAGUGCUACAUCUUCCUGGUGUAAUGGUUCCUUAUAGAUCAUCUUGUCAGUAGGAUUCAGAAACUGAUUUGAAAAAGAAUUUCCAAAUUGGGUGUGCGCUGGGUAACAAGUUUUAUAUGUAUGUAGGUACGUGUGUCUUGCUAUUGCAGCAUAGAAAAAAAUCCUGAACUUUUAAUUUGUACCAAUUUGGAUAAAGCUGUUUUUUAAACUUGUAUUUAUUUAUUUUAUUAACAAAGACAAGCUCUGAUUAAUUUGUCAGUCUUUCAACAGCUGAGCUGUCAAGCAAGUAGUUUUCUCACCUCUAAUCCAUUUGAACUCUCAUUGAGAACAUGAUUUUGGUUCUGUUUGGUACUGCAGAGCCUUUUUCCAAGUCAGGAAUUGGGCACAUCCAUAGGUGUAGCUGUCAUAUGCAACUGCAGAUCUUUUCCUCCUAACACUCCCUUGAAUAUGACAGUGACAACACCUCUUAUGUUACUUCCCAAGUGCUAAAUUUCACUUCCCAUUCAGACUUAGAGGAAGCAGUUCUUCAAAAUUUGACUGCAGAAUUUUAUUGGUCACCUCCCUCUCUCAUAUGGAAGUUCUCAGGUGAAUAUUAACACUUAAUAUCCUGAGUAAAAGUUCCCCUUGAUUUUAGCAGCCAGGAUUCCCCAUCUUUCUGGUCGAAUUCCCUUUUGUGGAUUCAUUGCACUGGCUGGGCUGGUUUCCUAAGUGCAGAAAAUUUGAAUUCACAUUUUUAAACUGGAAGAACCACAGGAACUAAAACUGGGGUGUUUUUUUGAGAUGGUAGAGCUGAUGAAAUUGAAACAGUACAGCAAGGCUGGAAAUUGUAUAUGGGUUAUAUUGAAAUAUACAUGCAGCCUAACCAUCAGUUAAGUAGUACCAGGACUGUUCUUUGUGGUUAAGGAUUUUAGCUGGUCCCAGUCAUUAAGAAAUCUCUGUUUAAGACAAAAGUAAACCACUUUUUAUUCUGCCUUGUUCUUUAGCAGAAAUUCUCUUGCAGAAUAUUUUUAUGCGCUAGACAGUUACACCCAUGAAAGUGCCCACGUCUUUGUUUUGAAGAGAAGCUCUGUGAGUGCUCCCCAGUAACUCCCCUGCAUUUUCCUUGGGUCUCCUGACUCCCUGCUGCUCCCACUUGAAGUCAGUGGUUUCAGUGAAGGCAGAUAUUUGCAGGCUGGGUCAGGCCUGGCGUUAGGAAUCCUGAUCCCCUGUAACAUCGCAGCACUAAAACCGGGGAACACGAGUUUUGUUCCUCUUGUACGACUUUCUAGGCAGACUGUCAGAGCUUGCCCUGCUUUGCAGGGAAAAGGUCUGGUUUCACUUAGCAAGGAAGGAACUGGUACUGCAGAGGAAGGUGCUGGGUGAUAAGGUGUGACAGUGCUGUUGCUGCAGUCCUCUUCAAGCCACACUCCGCUUGGGAAGUUGUUAAGCAGGAAGUGUCCCGCAAACUUCUGUCACUUUUACAUACAGGAUAUUGUUUGGUAACAUUGUAAAUAAAAUAGACUAUAUAAUAGAGGAAAAUAAGGACAUUUUGACUUUUUUACUUUUGGAAAAAUAUAUAUAUAUUUUAGUUACAUAUACAAACAAAAAUUCUACAUUGUGUGAGAAUUCUUUUAUACCACAAAUUAUUUUUGUAAUGUCUAAUAUGUUUCUGCAGGGAAAAGGGAGAAAGGUCUGUAUAUGCACAGCAAAUAAAUAAAGAAAUAUAUAUAUAAUGUUUAAAUUAAGUGUGCACUACAUCAGAGUCUAGAGGAUAGAACAAGUGUAGCCUGAAAACAGUUUGAGGAGCAAGUUUGGAUGUACUUGGACAUGCUUUGAGGACGGCACUGAGUAUAUGGUUAGGUUAUCUUGCAUGUCACAUCCCUUCUGCUAAAGAUGCUUAUUGCUUUUCUGUGGCCAUCUUCAGUUAACCUGGGAGGAGUUUUUUCACGUGUUCAUGCGAGUGUCCAUGUGUGGGCAGUGUGUCUUUUGGCAUAUGCUGUGGUGCUGCAGUGAGUUGUGAAGUCAGGGUGGUAAGAGUUUACCGAGGCCAAAUAGCCGGGCUGGUGUCGCUCGCUGCUGUAUCCGUUCAUAGCAGCUGUGUCUGCUGCACUGACAAUAUGAUCUGUAAGGAGCUGUUGCCAGUGGAGUCCUGAUAAAACCAAUUCCUAGAAAUUCCUUCUCUCUGAAGUGACACAACUAAUCAGGCUUCAACCAGAACACACAGAUAUGUGCUCUGUGUUCCCAAAAUCAGAUUUAAUAGUCUGUGUCGGAGGCACUAAAGAAAAGGAACACUGUCAUGUCCAAAGUCCUACUAAGAGAAAGAGCUUUCCAAACCUGUGUAACAAUACAAGGUAUUCUAAAAGUACUAAAGAAAAAAAAAAAAAUGGGGGCAGGGGGGAGGUUAACUGAAUUUUCCAUUGGACUUAAAAUUCACUCCAGUCUUUUUAGUCCUCUCAGCUGCGAUAGCACAGUGUCAGUGGGUGAGAGGUCCUGAAGAAAGCUUUACACCAAACAACUCAGGGCACUGCCUUGGAGCUGGCUUGACAGUGUGCCUUUUGCAAUUAGUGCUCACUAAUUCAAGCGGGCUCCUGCAAUUACUGAGUUCCUCAGCCGUGUUCUGGUGAAGUCCUGGCCUUGUGGAAGCCAGGGAGAGAGUUUCCAUUCAAUCCUGUGUGACUAUGAGAGUGUGUGUGUGCUCCUGGAACACUUUCUAAGCACACCUGGUCCCUUAUUUACAUGGGACUUCCUUUUUCAUGACUCGUUUUAGGGUGACGCUCAGUUCCCUGACUGAAGUAGUAGCCUAUGGAAUAAGCAGCAAUGCCUUUUGUCAGGACACUUCCACAGAGAGAGAUCAUACUUGUGUUACGUCCAUCUAGCUGUUCUGAAAUGUAAUGCUGUUCUGUUGUGCCUUUAUUUUUCCAUGUAAAAGCAACUGCUGUAAGCUUUCUUUCUCUUUUACUAUUUUUUUUUUUUUUAAAUUUCUGUCUGAAAAAAACACUUUUCAUUGCCCAGCUGUCAUUUCUGGAUGCAGUCUGUGAUCCAGGUAUUUCAAGAACCAAUUACCUCAAACCUCAUGUUAAACAGUAUUGCUAUCUGGAUUCUCCUUGAUACUACAAUAUUGUAACAUACACAAACAGGAACCUUGCUCUAUAUGGGUGUUUAUAUAUAUGUAUCAUAUACAUACAUACAUGUAUAUAUAUGAUAUAUAUAUGUAAAUGGAAAGUGAUCCCCAAGGACUGAAGGAAAAAAGCAAAACUUAUUUUGUAUUCCAACAUUGAAACCAAAAGGGCUUUUCUGAAGCUCUAUAAUGGCAUUGUGCUGGAUAUCUAGAAAGAAGAAGUGUUUUCUGCAAAGUGCUUCCUUGAUUAGCCUUUUAUUUCAGUAUUUUAAUGGGGCAGAUGAUGUGAAUAAAACACCUCUUCUGCAUUUUUUGGUCCAUUUUGAAGCAGAAGCCUCUUAAUCUUUCCAUUUGUUAAAAAAACCCUGAAAACUCAGUUUAUAACAUUCCAAUAAGGUUGGUAUUGCAAAACUCAAACAUGUUCUAGGAAAAUUUCAUAGCUUGUGAUUUUGUGACAAUGAAGGCCAUACUUCAUUCAUUUUUCCGGUGUUUUGAGGAACUGAAAUUUAACCAGUAACCAUCCUAGUCAAUUAAAAUCCUAAUUCAGUAGUUACUGGCAUCUCUGCAUUGCCACCUCUGUUAAAACACCAAAAUAAACUCCAAAAACAAUUGAAACCAAAAAUCCAAGCAUGACAGAGGAGGAGGAGAUUGGAGCAUCUCAUAGCUUUGGAAAGUGGACUUAGCAACUUUUUGGAUAACAAAAAAUACGUUGGCAAGAGCUAGAACCUGUCUGCCCCUUUCAUUUUCCAAAUACCUAUUCCCAAAAACCAACACAUAAAAUCAGACCUUCAACUACAGCAACUUCUUAAAGAGAAUUAUGUUCAGGCUAUAUUUUGGGGAGAAAAAUAAAAGUUGGACAGUUUUUAAAAUUACCAUUUUAUUUUAUGUGUUCCCCUCCCAAAUGUCUGUUUUUAAAAAAAAAUAAUGUAUCCAUGCAGUUGAUACAAUAUUAGUCUGUAUUUUACUUGGACAGCACAGUAGCUUUCCUGUCUAAAUACUGAUGAAUUUGCUAUUACUAGUAAUCCAUUUAAUUACUGGUAAUGAAUGGAUAGUAAUUAAUUUACUGCUAUUAAAGGAAGAGAACAAGAUAUUUCCCUUACCCCAUUUUUUUCUUGACUGCCUAAUGUUUCUAUGGCUAUUGAUGGUUGAUGAUUAUUAUCUUUGGUAAAUCAAAGUACUAAAAUCUCCCAGAAGGAGGUAUUUUGCAAUACUGCUGGCCUUCCAAUGGAACAACCAUGAUGCAAACAUCAAUCUCGUAGUGGAUGAGGAUUGAAGGAAGUGGUUACUGCAAACUAAGUAACAUUUUUGGCCUCGAUUCUAUGCCAUAAGCCCGCACAAUGCCAUUGUCAAUCUGUUCUAUCUGCUUAUGAAUCUGCAUGAUCCUCAUGAUAGAGUUGAAAGCUUGAUCUUUCACCUGUUAAUAUUUUCACAUUUGUCCUUAAGUUUGACAAAUUUUGUACUGUAAAGUUGACUUAAGUACAGUUUGAUGUCAAUUCUUGUGGAAAGAGCUUUCUGCAUGUAACAUUAGAUGCAUACAGUUAAACAACACAGCAUAGUACAAAAACUCACAAGAAAAUGUUUUGGCACCAGCAGGAAGAAAUCUCACCCUAACCAUUUGUCAUUUUAAAACCAUCCUAUUGUAAGUUUUACCAGCUACUUCUAAAUUUGUGCUUUAUUUAAAGAAAUAAAAUAAAAAUCCUAAGACUUGUCUAGCGUAGUGAAAUAUGUGUAUAUCAGUUUUAGGAUAAAUAGCUAAGUCUUAUUACGCUGUGUUACUUAACUUGUAUAUAUAGAGUAUACAUAAGAGUUUGCAGUAACCUGUUUCUCCAGGAUUUCCAGUUGGAAUGGAUUUAAACUCAAACUAUGAGAUUAAAUGAUUUAGAAGAUUGCAGAAUAAACUGAGUGUAAAUUACAGGAAGCUCUAUCAGAUGGUGAAAUAAUUUUUAAAGAGUCUUUUGGUCCUUGGCUCAAAUUCACUAAGUACUGUUUGUAUACCAAGAUAUGUGAAAUGUAAAUGUUGUAGGUUAUAUUUCACUCUUGUAGCUAUAAAAAUGUAGAACAGAGAUAGCUUGUACUACUGAGUUAACAAAAGUUAUACUAAAGUAUCCUGUUAAAGAAAAAAAGUAUAGAGAGUUAAGCUCGUUGCUGUAACCCCUUUUGGAUUGAAGUGUGCUGAUUUUUUAUAUAUGUACAUUUUAUAUAUAUAUAUUCUGCAGAAGUAUACAUAUAUAAAAUGUAUGUAUAAAAUGGCCUAAUGCAGACAUCCAUUGUAUUGCAGUUAUGAAAUGAAGACAUUUUGGAAAGAACAUUGUAUCAUAGUUCAUGAAUUUGCAGUGGAUCUUUGUUCCUUUUUACUGUGGUAUUUUAGAAAUGAGUCUCAAGUUUGAAAUUAGAUCUGCCAAGUUGGAGUUUUGCUGCUUCAGCUUUGCACUGGGUGUCUGAAUAAACCAGUAUGAAUGUAGUAUUUGCCCUGUGUGAAGCAGCUACACCCCAACAGAUAGGAGGAAAAAAACCUAGAAAGAACUAUUUCAAGUUUAUCUUUUUGUAUAUGAAAAUAAACAGUAAAUUAC